AUGGGGCUGCCCGACCUUCUUAUUUUCUCUUUCUAUCCCUUUUUUUUUUCUUUCUCUCUUUUUUUUUUAAGACCACGUUCUGUCAUUCUUCUCUCUGCUUCCUCUCCCAGACCACGUUCUGUCAUUCUUCUCUCUGCUUCCUCUCCCAGACCACGUUCUGUCAUUCUUCUCUGCUUCCUCGUUCUGUCAUUCUCUCUGCUCUCUCCCAGACCACGUUCUGUCAUUCUUCUCUCUGCUUCCUCUCCCAGACGUUCUGUCAUUCUUCUCUCUGCUUCCUCUCCCAGACCACGUUCUGUCAUUCUUCUCUCUGCUUCCUCUCCCAGACCACGUUCUGUCAUUCUUCUCUGCUUCCUCUCCCAGACCACGUUUGUCAUUCUUCUCUCUGCUUCCUCUCCCAGACCACGUUCUGUCACGUUCUUCAUUUCUCUGCUUCCUCUCCCAGACCACGUUCUGUCAUUCUUCUCUUCUUCCUCUCGUUCUGUCAUUCUUCUCUCUGCUUCCCUCUCCCAGACUCCCAGACCACGUUCUGUCAUUCUUGUCUCUCUGCUUCCUCUCCCAGACCACGUUCUGUCAUUCUUCUCUCUGUCUUCCUCUCCCAGACCACGUUCUGUCAUUCUUCGUUCUGCUCUCCUUCCUCUCCCAGACCACGUUCUGUCAUUCUUCUUCUGUCAUUCUUCUUCUCUGCUUCCUCUCCCAGACCACGUUCUCCCCAGACCACGUUCUGUCAUUCUUCAUUCUCUGCUUCCUCUCCCAGACCACGUUCUGUCAUUCUUCUCUGCUUCCUCUCCCAGACCACGUUCUGUCAUUCUCUGCUUCUCUCAUUCUUCUCUCUGCUUCCUCUCUCCCAGACCACGUUCUGUCAUUCUUCUCUCUGCUUCCUCUCCCAGACCACGUUCUGUCAUUCUUUCUCUCUCUUCCUCUCCCAGACCACUGUCAUUCUUCUCUCUGCUUCCUCUCCCAGACCACGUUCUGUCAUUCUUUCUCUGCUUCCUCUCCCAGACCACGUUCUGUCAUUCUUCUGCUUCCUCUCCCAGACCACGUUCUGUCAUUCUUCUCUCUGCUUCCUCUCCCAGACCACGUUCUGUCAUUCUUUCUCUGCUUCCUCUCCCAGACCACGUUCUGUCAUUCUUCUCUCUGCUUCCUCUCCCAGACCACGUUCUGUCAUUCUUCUCUCUGCUUCCUCUCACGUUCUGUCAUUCUUCUCUCUGCUUCCUCUCCCAGACCACGUUCUGUCAUUCUUCCUCUCCCAGACCACGUUCUGUCAUUCUUCUUCCUCUCCCAGACCACGUUCUGUCAUUCUUGUCUCUGCUUCCUCUCCCAGACCACGUUCUGUCAUUCUUCUUCUCUGCUUCCUCUCCCAGACCACUGUUCUGUCAUUCUUCUCUCUGCUUCCUCUCCCAGAACACGUUCUGUCUCUGCUUCCUCUCCCAGACCAUUCUGUCAUUCUUCUCUCUGCUUCCUCUCCCAGACCACGUUCUGUCAUCUCUUCUCUCUCCCAGACCACGUUCUGUCAUUCUUCUCCCAGACCACGUUCUCCAGACCACGUUCUGUCAUCUCCCAGACCACGUUCUGUCAUUCUUCUCUGCUUCCUCUCCCAGACCACGUUCUGUCAUUCUUCUCUCUGCUUCCUCUCCCAGACCACGUUCUGUCAUUCGUUUUCUCUGCUUCUCUCCCAGACCACGUUCUGUCCUUCUCUCCCAGACCACGUUCUGUCAUUCUCUGCUUCCUCUCCCAGACCACGUUCUGUCAUUCUUCUCUCAGCUUCCUCUCCCAGACCACGUUCUGUCAUUCUUGUCUCUGCUUCCUCUCCCAGACCACGUUCUGUCAUUCUUCUCUCUGCUUCCCUCUCCCAGACCACGUUCUGUCAUUCUUUCUUGCUUCCUCUCUCUGUCAUUCUUAUUUCGUUCUGUCAUUCUCCUCUCCCAGACCACGUUCUGUCAUUCUUCUCUCUGCUUCCUCUCCCAGACCACGUUCUGUCAUUCUUCUCUCUGCUUCCUCUCCCAGACCACGUUCUGUCAUUCUUGUCUCUGCUUCCUCUCCCAGACCACGUUCUGUCAUUCUUCUCUCUGCUUCCUCUCCCAGACCACGUUCUGUCAUUCUUGUCUCUGCUUCCUCUCCCAGACCACGUUCUGUCAUUCUUCUCUCUGCUUCCUCUCCCAGACCACGUUCUGUCAUUCUUCUCUCUGCUUCCUCUCCCAGACCACGUUCUGUCAUUCUUCUUCUCUCUGCUUCCCUCCCAGACCACGUUCUGUCAUUCUUGUCAUUCUCUGCUUCCUCUCCCAGACCACGUUCUGUCAUUCUUCUCUCUGCUUCCUCUCCCAGACCACGUUCUGUCAUUCUUCUCGUUCUCAUUCUGUCAUUCUUCUCUUCCUCUCCCAGACCACGUUCUGUCAUUCUUCUCUCUGCUUCCUCUCCCAGACCACGUUCUGUCAUUCUUCUCUCUGCUUCCUCCCUCCCAGACCACGUUCUCCCAGUCAUUCUUCAUUCUCUGCUUCCUCUCCCAGACCACGUUCUGUCAUUCUUGUCAUUCCUCUCCCAGACCACGUUCUGUCAUUCUUCUCUCUUCUUCUCGUUCUGUCAUUCUUCUUCUCUCUGCUUCUGUCAUUCUUCUCUCCCAGACCACGUUCUGUCAUUCUUGUCUCUGCUUCCUCUCCCAGACCACGUUCUGUCAUUUUCUCUGCUUCCUCUCCCAGACCACGUUCUGUCAUUCUUCUCUCUGCUUCCUCUCCCAGACCACGUUCUUCUGUCAUUCUUCUCUCUGCUUCCUCUCCCAGACCACGUUCUGUCAUUCUUCUCUCUCUGUCAUUCUUCUCUUCCUCUCCCAGACCACGUUCUGUCAUUCUUCUCUCUGCUUCCUCUCCCAGACCACGUUCUGUCAUUCUUCUCUCUGCUUCCUCUCCCAGACCACGUUCUGUCAUUCUUGUCUCUGCUUCCUCUCCCAGACCACGUUCUGUCAUUCUUCUCUCUGCUUCCUCUCCCAGACCACGUUCUGUCAUUCUUCUCUCUGCUUCCUCUCCCAGACCACGUUCUGUCAUUCUUCUCUGCUUCCUCUCCCAGACCACGUUCUGUCAUUCUUCUCUCUGCUUCCUCCCCCUCUCCCAGACCACGUUCUGUCAUUCUUCUCUCUGCUUCCUCUCCCAGACCACGUUCUGUCUCUCCCAGACCAUUCUGUCAUUCUUCUCUGCUUCCUCUCCCAGACCACGUUCUGUCAUUCUUCUCUCUGCUUCCUCUCCCAGACCACGUUCUGUCAUUCUUCUCUCUGCUUCCUCUCCCAGACCACGUUCUGUCAUUCUCUCUGCUUCUCUGCUUCCUCUCUCCCAGACCACGUUCUGUCAUUCUUCCUCUCUGCUUCCUCUCCCAGACCACGUUCUGUCAUUCUUCUUCUCUCCCAGACCACGUUCUGUCCUCUCCUGCUUCCUCUCCCAGACCACGUUCUGUCAUUCUUGUCUCUGCUUCCUCUCCCAGACGUUCUGUCAUUCUUCUCUGCUUCCUCUCCCAGACCACGUUCUGUCAUUCUUCUCUGCUUCCCUCUCCCAGACCACGUUCUGUCAUUCUUUCUCUGCUUCCUCUCCCAGACCACGUUCUGUCAUUCUUCUCUCUGCUUCCUCUCCCAGACCACGUUCUGUCAUUCUCUGCUUCCUCUCGUUCUCUUGUCUCUGCUUCCCUCCCAGACCACGUUCUGUCAUUCUUCUCUCUGCUUCCUCUCCCAGACCACGUUCUGUCAUUCUUCUCUCUGCUUCUCCCAGACCACGUUCUGUCCUCUCUCCCAGACCACGUUCUGUCAUUCUUCUCUCUGCUUCCUCUCCCAGACCACGUUCUGUCAUUCUUCUCUCUGCUUCCUCUCCCAGACCACGUUCUGUCAUUCUUUCUCUGCUUCCUCUCCCAGACCACGUUCUGUCAUUCUUCUCUUCUCUGCUUCCUCUCCCAGACCACGUUCUGUCAUUCUUCAUUCUUCUCUCUGCUUCCUCUCCCAGACCACGUUCUGUCAUUCUUCUCUCUCCCAGACCACGUUCUGUCAUUCUUCUCUCUGCUUCCUCUCCCAGACCACGUUCUGUCAUUCUUCUCUCUGCUUCUCUGUUCUUCCUUCCUCUCCCAGACCACGUUCUGUCAUUCUUCUCUCUGCUUCCUCUCCCAGACCACGUUCUGUCAUUCUUCUCUCUGCUUCCUCUCCCAGACCACGUUCUGUCAUUCUUCUCUCUGCUUCUCUCUCCCAGACCACGUUCUGUCAUUCUUCUCUCUGCUUCCUCUCCCAGACCAUUCUGUCAUUCUUCUCUCUGCUUCCUCUCCCAGACCACGUUCUGUCAUUCUUCCCUCUGGUUUCUUUCUCUCCCAGACCACGUUGUGUCAUUCUUCUCUCUCUGUCAUUCUUCUAUGCUUCCUCUCCCAGACCACGUUCUGUCAUUCUUCUCUCUGCUUCCUCUCCCAGACCACGUUCUGUCAUUCUUUCUCGUUCUGUCAUUCUUCUCUCCUUCUCUCCCAGACCACGUUCUGUCAUUCUUCUUCUCUCCCAGACCACGUUCUGUCAUUCUUCCUCCUCUCCCCAGACCACGUUCUGUCAUUCUUCUCCCAGACCACGUUCUGCUUCCUCUCCCAGACCACGUUCAUUCUGUCAUUCUUCUCUCUGCUUCCUCUCCCAGACCACGUUCUGUCAUUCUUCUCUCUUCUUUCCUCUCCCAGACCACGUUCUGUCAUUCUUUCUUCUCUCUCCCAGACCACCUUCGUUCUGUCAUUCUUCUCUCUGCUUCCUCUCCCAGACCAUUCUUUGCCGUUCUGUCAUUCUUCUCUCUGCUUCCUCUCCCAGACCACGUUCUGUCAUUCUUCUCUCUGCUUCCUCUCCCAGACCACGUUCUGUCAUUCUUCUCUGCUUCCUCUCCCAGACCACGUUCUGUCAUUCUUCUCUGCUUCCUCUCCCAGUCAUUCUUCUCUGCUUCCUCUCCCCACGUUCUGUCGUUCAUUCUUCUCUCUUCCUCUGUUCUGUCAUUCUUCUCUCUGCUUCCUCUCCCAGACCACGUUCUGUCAUUCUCUCUCUGCUUCCUCUUCCCCCAGACCACGUUCUGUCAUUCUUUCUCUCUUCCUCUCCCAGACCACGUUCUGUCAUUCUCUCUUCCUCUCCCAGACCACGUUCUGUCAUUCUUCUCUCUUUCCUCUCCCAGACCACGUUCUGUCAUUCUUCUCUGCUUCCUCUCCCAGACCACGUUCUGUCAUUCUUCUCUCUGCUUCCUCUCCCAGACCACGUUCUGUCAUUCUUGUCAUUCUUUCUCUGCUUCCUCUCCCAGACCACGUUCUGUCAUUCAUUCUUCUCGUUCUGUCAUUCUUCUCUCUCUUCUCCCAGACCACGUUCUGUCAUUCUUCUCUCUCUGCUUUCUCUCACGUUCCAGACCACGUUCUGUCAUUCUUCUCUCUGCUCUCUCCCAGACCCAUUCUGUCAUUCUUCUCUCUGCUUCCUCUCCCAGACCCGUUCUGUCAUUCUUCUCUGCUUCCUCUCCCCCACGUUCGUUCUGUCAUUCUUCUCUCUGCUUCCUCUCCCAGACCACGUUCUGUCAUUCUUCUCUCUACCGUUCAUCUUCUUCUCCCAGACCACGUUCUGUCAUUCUUCUCUCUGCUUCCUCUCCCAGACCACGUUCUGUCAUUCUUCUCUCUGCUUCCUCUCCCAGACCACGUUCUGUCAUUCUUCUCUCUGCUUCCUCUCUCUGUCUUCCUCUCCCAGACCACGUUCUGUCAUUCUUUUCUGCUUCCUCUCCCAGACCACGUUCUGUCAUUCUUCUCUCUUCUUCCUCUCCCAGACCACGUUCUGUCAUUCUUCUCUCUGCUUCCUCUCCCAGACCACGUUCUGUCAUUCCGUUCUGUCAUUCUUCAUUCUUUCUCUGCUUCCUCUCCCAGACCACGUUCUGUCAUUCUUCUCUCUGCUUCCUCUCCCAGACCACGUUCUGUCAUUCUUCUCUCUGCUUCUUCUCCCAGACCACGUUCUGUCAUUCUUCUCGCUUUCUGUUCUCAUUCUUCUCUGCUUCCUCCUCUCCCAGACCACGUUCUGUCAUUCUUCUCUCUGCUUUCUCCCAGACUACGUUCUGUCAUUCUUCUCUCUUCCUCUCCCAGACCACGUUCGUUCUGUCAUUCUUCUCUCUGCUUCCUCUCCCCAGUCACCACGUUCUGUCAUUCUUCUCUCUCUGCUUCCUCUCCCAGACCACGUUCUGUCAUUCUUCCCUCUGCUUCCUCUCCCAGACCACGUUCUGUCAUUCUUCUCUCUGCUUCCUCUCCCAGACCACGUUCUGUCAUUCUUCUCUCUGCUUCUCUCCCAGACCACGUUCUGUCAUUCUUCUCUCUGCUUCCUUCUCUCCCAGACCACGUUCUGUCAUUCUUCUCUCUGCUUCCUCUCCCAGACCACGUUCUGUCAUUCUUCACUCUGCUUCCUCUCCCAGACCACGUUCUGUCAUUCUUCUCUGCUUCCUCUCCCAGACUACGUUCUGUCAUUCUUCCCUCUCCCAGACCACGUUCUGUCAUUCUUCUCUCUUCUUCCUCUCCCAGACCACGUUCUGUCAUUCUUCUCUCUGCUUCCUCUCCCAGACCACGUUCUGUCAUUCUUCCCUCUCUGUCAUUCUUCCUCUCCCAGACCACGUUCUGUCAUUCUUCUCUCUGCUUCCUCUCCCAGACCAGAUUCUUCCUCGUUCUCCCAGACCAUUCUCUCUCUGCUUCCUCUCCCAGACCACGUUCUGUCAUUCUUCUCUCUGCUUCCUCUCCCAGACCACGUUCUGUCAUUCUUCCUCUGCUUCCUCUCCCAGACCACGUUCUGUCAUUCUUCUCUGCUUCCUCUCCCAGACCACGUUCUGUCAUUCUUCUUCUCUCUUCUUCCUUCUCUCCCAGACCACUGUCAUUCUUUCUCUCUGCUUCCUCUCCCAGACCACGUUCUGUCAUUCUUCUCUCUGCUUCCUCUCCCAGACCACGUUCUGUCAUUCUUUCUCCCAGACCACUCUGCUUCUUCCUCUCCCAGUCCUCCCAGACCACGUUCUGUCAUUCUUCUCUGCUUCCUCUCCCAGACCACGUUCUGUCAUUCUUCUCUCUGCUUCCUCUCCCAGACCACGUUCUGUCAUUCUCGUUCUGUCAUUCUCUCUCUGCCUCUCCCAGACCACGUUCUGUCAUUCAUUUUCUCUGCUUCUCUCCCAGACCACGUUCUGUCAUUCUUCUCUCUGCUUCCUCUCCCAGACCACGUUCUGUCAUUCUUUCUCUCUGCUUCCUCUCCCAGACCACGUUCUGUCAUUCUUCUCUCUGCUUCCUCUCCCAGACCACGUUCUGUCGUUCUGCUUCCUCUCCCAGAUCAUUCUUCUCUCUGCUUCCUCUCUCCCAGACCACGUUCUGUCAUUCUUCUCUCUGCUUCCUCUCCCAGACCACGUUCUGUCAUUCUUCUCUCUUCCUCUCCCAGACCACGUUCUGUCAUUCUUCUCUCUGCUUCCUCUCCCAGACCACGUUCUGUCAUUCUUCUCUCUGCUUCCUCGUUCCCAGACCACGUUCUGUCAUUUUCACUCUCUCUGCUUCCUCUCCCAGACCACGUUCUGUCAUUCUUCUCUCUUCUUCAUUCUUCUCUGCUUCCUCUCCCAGACCACGUUCUGUCAUUCUUCUCUCUGCUUCCCUCUCUCAGACCAGACAUUCUUCUCUCUUCUCUCCCAGACCACGUUCUGUCAUUCUUCUCUCUGCUUCCUCUCCCAGACCACGUUCUGUCAUUCUUCUCCCAGACCACGUUCUGUCAUUCUUCUCCUGCUUCUUCUCCCAGACCACGUUCUGUCAUUCUUCUCUGCUUCCUCUCCCAGACCACGUUCUGUCAUUCUUCUCUCUGCUUCCUCUCCCAGACCACGUUCUGUCAUUCUUCUCUCUGCUUCCUCUCCCAGACCACGUUCUGUCAUUCUUCUCUCUGCUUCCUCUCCCAGACCACGUUCUGUCAUUCUUCUCUCUGCUUCCUCUCCCAGACCACGUUCUGUCAUUCACACGCCCAAGCUCGCCAGGUAUGUCAUGCACUGCUUUCCCUUGUCUCUCUUUCCUUCUAUUCGACCCAAUAAAUAUUACUACAUGAAAGACUAUAGGAUAGCUCGUUUCUUUUAUAUCUAUCUAUCUAUCUAUCUAUAG
Messenger RNA from Acanthosepion pharaonis, 8112 nucleotides. The record is from the annotation of a GenBank genome assembly. Lineage: Eukaryota; Metazoa; Mollusca; Cephalopoda; Sepiida; Sepiidae.